Gossypium raimondii (Peruvian cotton) is the source of this 989-nucleotide messenger RNA. Its product is annotated as nascent polypeptide-associated complex subunit alpha-like protein 2. The record is from RefSeq and is a predicted model, not a curated record. Lineage: Eukaryota; Viridiplantae; Streptophyta; Magnoliopsida; Malvales; Malvaceae. Gene Ontology annotation, cellular component: cytoplasm; nascent polypeptide-associated complex. The transcript is spliced from 4 exons. Gene Ontology annotation, biological process: protein targeting to membrane. The coding region runs from base 109 to 771 and encodes 220 amino acids.
CCAUAAGAAGGGCUAAUUUGGAUUGAGUGUGGACGCCCCUCAAGUUCUCUGUUUAUCCUUUGUAUUUUAUUCCCUAGUCGGCGAAACCCUAUCUAACAAAACUCAAGGAUGUCGCCAGCUGCUGUGGUUGAAGCCGCCAAUCCUGAGACUGAGCAGGUUCCUUCUACUGAGGAAUCCAAGAUAGAGCUUCAGAGCGAGGAGGCUGUGGUUGAAGAUGUUAAAGAAGAUGAGAAAGAACAUGACGACGACGACGACGAGGAUGACGACGACGACGAUGACGAUGAUAAGGAAGAUGGUGCCCAAGGUGCUAAUGGAAGUUCAAAGCAAAGCAGAAGUGAGAAGAAGAGUAGGAAGGCCAUGUUAAAGUUAGGCAUGAAGCCUGUUACUGGUGUAAGCAGGGUCACCAUUAAGAGAACAAAAAAUGUGCUAUUUUUCAUCUCGAAACCUGAUGUUUUCAAGAGCCCGAAUUCAGAGACCUAUGUCAUUUUCGGUGAGGCUAAGAUAGAGGAUUUGAGCUCUCAGCUCCAGACACAAGCUGCCCAGCAGUUCAGGAUGCCAGACAUUGGUUCUUUGGCAGCUAAGCCAGACACUUCUACUGCAGCUGCUGCGCCGGCUGAUGAGGAAGAGGAAGAAGUUGAUGAGACUGGUGUAGAGCCUAGGGACAUUGACUUGGUCAUGACACAGGCUGGGGUUUCGAGGGCCAAGGCUGUCAAGGCUCUCAAGAGUAACAAUGGUGACAUUGUGAGUGCUAUUAUGGAGCUUACCACUUAGGCAGUCUCUAUCGUAUAAGUCGGCCCUGGUCGACUGUCAAUGAGUGUUUCGAAUUAGUAUCAAUGUUUUAGUUGUUAUAGUCAAGGUGGCUAGAUUUUUACCCUUCCAUUUGUUUCGCUUGUCAUUGAGACAGUUUUCUUGGAACUUAUGAUCAGUGUCACUACAACUGAUUGUUUCCUUUGCCCAUUUCUAUAAGCAAAUUUUGCAACUCAAUUAAA